CCGAACCGUCCACACGUUAAUUCCGCGUCACGUUUUAUAGCUUUCGAUAGCAGUACGAAACGUUUACGCUGCGCUGCUCUUAUCUGAUUUAACAUGGAUGCGACGUACAAAGAAAAAAAACAACCCAAUCCUCGGUCGGAAGCUAAUAUUUUUGAGAUUAUUACAUUUAGUUGGAUUUUAGAAAUUGUCAAAAAAGGAUUAAAACAAGAUUUAGAUAUAAUCGAUUUAUAUAAGAUUUUGAAUGAAGAUUCGUCUGAGUUAUUGGGAAACAAAUUACACAAACUAUGGAAUGAAGAAUUAAUAAACUCAAAGAAAAGAAAUCAAAAGCCAAGCUUUUAUACUACUCUAUUUAAAAUGUUUGGACGAAGAUUUAUGUUUUGUGGAAUUUAUAUAACUAUAAUGGAAAUUAUUUUAAGCAUAAGCAUUUCAACCAUUGUUGGAAAAACUGUUGAGCAUUUUGAAAUGAAUUCAUCAGUUGGCUAUGUCGGAAUAUAUUUAUCAAUUUGUCUAGUCAUAAUUUUAUUAAUAAGGAUAAUUAUUUUUUCUGGUUACGAUAUGAUAAGUUCACAUCUAGCUAUGAAAAUGCGAAUAGCAACAUCCAAUAUCAUUUACAGGAAGGCGCUUCGACUCAAAGUGAAUUCUUUGAACCAAACCUCUACCGGCCAAAUAUUAAACUUAAUGUCGAACGACGUAAAUCGAUUUGACAAAUCACUUAUAUAUAUACCUUUUUUAUGGAUUGGUCCUUUAGAAACGGUUGUAGUGACUUAUUAUUUAUGGCAAGAAGUCAGAGUAUCAUCAUUACUUGGUGUAGUCACAUUAAUAAUGUUUAUACCAUUACAAUUAUGGUUGGGGUCGAAAACAUCUGAGAUUCGAUUAAAAAUUUCCAAAAGAACGGACGAAAGAGUUAAUCUACUGAAUGAAAUAAUUUUGGGAUUACAAGUGAUAAAAAUGUACACAUGGGAACCAUUUUUUAACAAUCGAACAAAAUAUUCUAGAAAAAAAGAAAUGAUCAAAAUUAAAAAAUCAUCUUAUAUCAAAGGAAUUUUGUCCUCGUUUUUUUUAUUUAACACGAGAAUCGCAUUAUUUGUGACUUUAUUUUCAUACAUAUUAUUUGGAAAUUAUAUAACCGCAUCAAAAGUAUUUGUAAUAACUUCGUAUUAUAACAUUUUGCGAAGAGCAUUGACAACAACUUUUCCACCGGGCAUUGGUUUAACUGCUGAAUUAUUAGUCUCAAUUAAAAGGAUCGAGGAUUUUCUAUUGAACGAAGAAAAAGAUACACAAUGCAACAACCUUAUAGAAGCUAAAGAUGUUCAUGAAAAUACUAUUAUUAAUGACAAUAGAAAAUGGUCAUGUAAAAUCACUAAUGUCAGUGACGAUGAAGAGUUUAAUAAAUUUGGAGUAGCAUUUUUUAAUGUUACUGCCAAGUGGACAGUCACUCAAACUAAUAACACUUUAGAAAAUAUAAACAUAACCGCAACACCUAAUCGAUUACUUGCAAUAAUUGGUCCAGUAGGAUCUGGAAAAAGUUCAAUAAUACAAGCAAUUUUACAAGAAUUGCCACUUAUGAAAGGAAGUAUUUCUGUACGAGGCGUUGUGUCAUACGCAUCACAAGAACCAUGGUUAUUUCCAGGUUCUGUUAGACAAAAUAUUUUAUUUGGAUCACCAAUGGACAAUGAACGUUAUAAAAAUGUUCUACAAGUUUGUGCGUUAAAUCCAGACUUGGAUAAGUUUCCACACGGCGAUAGAACAGUAGUUGGUGAGAAAGGAAUUUCUCUUAGCGGUGGUCAAAAAUCAAGAGUAAAUUUAGCAAGAGCUAUAUACAAACAAGCCGAUAUUUAUUUAUUGGAUGAUCCUCUAUCAGCGGUUGAUACUCGUGUUGGAAAGCAUAUAUUUGAAAAAUGCAUAACUGAUUAUCUUAAAGAAAAGACCUGUAUACUCAUAACUCAUCAGAUACAAUACUUAUUUAACGUUGAUCACAUUAUUAUAAUGGAGAACGCAAAAGUGUUAGCAGAGGGUUCAUAUCAAGAACUUCAAGAAUCAUCAAGUUUAUGCUUUACGAAAAUUCCCGGAUAUUCCACAGAAACGCCAAUUUUAAAUACCAAUGAUGAAAAUGUGUUUGGAAAAAACAAUACCAAUAACGUGGUAAAAUAUUCUAUGCAUGAUAGUCCACAUACAUCGAUUUUAAAUCAUGUCACAUCGUCUGUCAAAGAAAUCAAAACAAUUGACGUAAACCACACCGGGCCCGUCGAAAUGGUAGAAACACAUUCUACUGGAAAUGUGGCGUUUAGUGUUUAUCUUUCAUAUAUUUUUGCGGGUGGACAUUAUUGCAAAGUAUUAAGUUUAUUUUCGGUAUGUAUACUCACGCAAGUGCUAUCGUCGAGUGCAGACUACUGGAUAACUCAUUGGAUUUAUUUGGAAGAAAAAGUUUUUCGAACUAACAAAUCCUUGAUUUUGGACAGUACAUCCGUACCAAAUUCAUCUGAUGAAUUUUCGACAUUGUGGACUGCAUCAAGACAAACAUGUGUUAUUGUUUUCGCUGUGCUAACAUUCUUGAUCAUAAUAUCUGCUUUAGUUCAAUCCACUUUACUGGUGUCCUUAUGCACUAAAGCGUCCAUGAAUCUACAUAACUGUAUGUUUAUUUCAAUUACACGAUCAACAAUGGGUUUUUUAAAUAAAACUCCAUCGGGGCGAAUCCUCAACCGGUUUUCAAAAGAUAUAGGACUCAUUGACGAAAUGUUACCUUCCGUGUUAAUUGAUUGUAUACAAAUUGGAUCGACGGCAUUUGGAAUAGUAACAUUAGUGGGAAUUGUCAAUCCUUAUCUGGCUUUACCAACAUUUGUCUUACUAAUAUUAUUUUUAAAAAUGAGAAAAAUUUUUAUGACAACAACUCGUAAUGUCAAACGGCUAGAAGGUGUUACACGAAGUCCUGUAUACACUCACGUGAAUUCAUCACUUCAAGGACUGGCAACAAUAAGAGCGUUUAAUGUUGAACAAAUUCUAAUCCAAGAGUUUACCAGCCAUCAAGAUUUACAUUCAUCAGCUUGGUAUAUGUUUAUCACUUUAAGUCGAGCGUUUGGUUUUUGGUUGAAUAUAUCUUGCAUGUUCUACAUAAGUUUUAUAAUAUUUUCUUUUAUAUUGUUUAGUGAUGUUACAAAUAGGAGGUAUGUUGGUUUAGCCAUAACACAAUCCAUUGUAUUGUCCACUAUGUUCCAAUGGAUAAUGAGACAUUCUGCAGACUUAGAAAACCAAAUGACGUCAGUAGAAAGAGUUCUAGAAUACAUAGAUAUUCCACAGGAAUCGGCACUUGAAAAAAAACCUGAGAAGUUGUCACCAGCUGACUGGCCCAGCACAGGUCAAAUUAUUUUCAAACAACUUUAUCUACGUUAUGACUUGGACACACCAUUUGUUUUAAAAAAUCUCAAUAUCAACAUUGAAGCUGCGGAAAAAAUUGGAAUCGUUGGAAGAACUGGUGCAGGAAAAUCAUCUUUGAUAGCAGCAUUAUUUAGGUUAGCUAUUAACGAGGGUAACAUAAUUAUUGAUGAUAUAGAGAUACAUGAACUGGGAUUACAUGACUUGCGAUCAAAAAUGUCCAUCAUACCUCAAGAACCAGUUUUGUUUUCAGGAACAUUAAAAAACAAUUUAGAUCCAUUUAAUGAAUACCAAGAUAAUGUUCUUUGGAAAGCUUUAGAGGAAGUGGAACUCAAAGACGUUGUAAAUGAUUUAUCAGAUGGUUUAAACUCGAAAAUAUCUGAAGGUGGAUCAAAUUUCAGUGUUGGUCAAAGACAAUUAAUAUGUUUGGCUAGAGCAAUUAUACAAAAUAACAAAAUUCUUGUGUUAGACGAAGCCACUGCAAACGUUGAUCUACAUGAUGGAUUCUGAUAAAAUACUUGUAAUUGACGCUGGUACAGUAGUUGAAUUUGACCAUCCCUAUAAUUUAUUGAAAAAUAAAGAUGGAUUUUUGUACAAAAUGGUAGAACAAACUGGGCAAAUCAAUGCUCAAUCAUUAUAUAGUUUAGCUUAUGAGAGUUUCAAUAAAGAACAAAUGCCAAGUGAACAUCGAUUGUCAAGUAUUAAUGAGGAUGAAUACUAAAUCACAUCAUAAGUAUACAGUUAAUUAGGGCUAUAGGCACAAUUAGGAAAAAUUUUCUGUUUGGUCUCAAAUUGUAUCAGCCGUAUACAAACCCUGAUAAUUGAUAGUUUAAUCUAAAAUUUUCUUAUCCUGUGCUAAAAUAUGAUUCCAAGCACCUCCCUCUUAAUUUCGCCUAUGAUUAGGAUAAUAGUUAUUAAUG
Messenger RNA from Diuraphis noxia (Russian wheat aphid), 4289 nucleotides. RefSeq names its product ATP-binding cassette sub-family C member 4-like. Gene Ontology annotation, molecular function: ATP binding; ABC-type transporter activity; ATP hydrolysis activity. Lineage: Eukaryota; Metazoa; Arthropoda; Insecta; Hemiptera; Aphididae. The record is from RefSeq and is a predicted model, not a curated record. Gene Ontology annotation, biological process: transmembrane transport. Gene Ontology annotation, cellular component: membrane.